Molecule: messenger RNA, 4376 nt
Organism: Grus americana (Whooping crane)
Lineage: Eukaryota; Metazoa; Chordata; Aves; Gruiformes; Gruidae
Product: ephrin type-B receptor 4-like
Exons: 15
Coding region: 145-4239 (1364 amino acids)
Biological process (GO): protein phosphorylation; cell surface receptor protein tyrosine kinase signaling pathway; axon guidance
Cellular component (GO): membrane; neuron projection
Molecular function (GO): protein binding; transmembrane-ephrin receptor activity; ATP binding
Source: RefSeq, a predicted model, not a curated record
CAGACAGACGGACACCCCGCAGCCCGAGCGCGCGGCCGCGCUUUCCCCAAAACCGCCUAAAAUCCCCCCAAAAUCCAAGCGAAGGUGGGGUGGGGUGGGGGGGGAAAGCUUAAAUAUUGGGGUGCCCCCCCCCCCCCCCCAGUUAUGGGGCUGUGGCUGCUCUGGUUGUGGGUCCCGCUGGGUUUCGCCGAGGAGGAGACGCUGUUGAACACGCGGUUGGAGACCACCGACCUGAGAUGGACGGUGUACCCGCCGGGGGAAGGGCAGUGGGAGGAGCUGAGCGGGCUGGACGAGGAGCGCCAGGCUUCGGUUCGCACCUUCGAGGUCUGCUCGGGGCUGGGCCCCCCCGGGCCCCCCCAGAACAGUUGGCUGCGUUCCGCGUGGGUCCCCCGCCGCGGCGCCACCCACGUCUACGCCGAGCUGCGCUUCACCCUGCUGGCCUGCGACAGCCUGCCGCGCCCGCGCCCGCGACGACGACGACGACGACGACGACGCGACGGUCCCGACGACGGCCCCGGGAGCCGCGAUGCUCCUGGUGAUGCCCUUGGCGACGGCCCCGGUGACCCUGAUGCCCUUAGCGACGGCCUUGACGACCACGAUGGCGGUCCUGGCAACGGCCCCGGCAACCAUGAUGCCCUUAGCGACGGCCCCGGCGACCCUGAUGCCCUUAGCGACGGCCUUGACAACCAUGACGGCAGUCCUGGCAACGGCCCCGGGAGCCAUGAUGCUCCUGGUGAUGCCCUUGGCGACGACCCCGGUGACCCUGAUGCCCUUAGCGACGGCCUUGACGACCAUGAUGCCCUUAGCAACGGCCUUGACAACCAUGAUGGCGGUCCUGGCAACGGCCCUGGCAACCAUGAUGCCCUUAGCGACGGCCUUGACAACCAUGAUGGCGGUCCUGGCAACAGCCCCGGCAACCAUGAUGCCCUUAGCGACGGCCCUGGCGACCACAGUGCCCUUAGCGAUGACCCCGGUGACCCUGAUGCCCUUAGCAACGGCCUUGACGACCAUGAUGGCGGUCCUGGCAACGGCCCCGGCAACUAUGGUGCCCUUAGCAACCACCCCGGCAACCACGGUGCUCUUGGCAACGGCCCCGGCAACCGUGAUGCUCUUGGUGAUGGUCCUGGCAAUGGCCCCGGCAACUAUGGUUCCCUUAGCAACCGCCCUGGCAACAGUGAUGCUCUGAGCGGUGGUCCUGGCAACCCUGAUGCUCUUGGUGAUGGUCCUGGCAACGGUGAUUCUCCUGGCAACAGCCUCAGCAACGACCCUGGCAACCACCGUGCUCUUAGCAACGGUCUUGGCAACCGCGAUGCUCUUAGCAACGGACCCGGCAACCAUGAUUCUCCUAGCAACGGCCUCAGCAACAGCCCUGGCAACCGGGAUCCCCUUAGCAACAGCCUUGACAACCUCGAUGCCCUUAGCAACAGCCCCAGCAACCGCCACACUCUUAGCAACGGCCUCGGCAACGACCCCAGAAACCACUUCUCCCUUAGCAACGGCCUCGGCAACAACCCCAGAAACCACGAUGCCCCUAGCAACGGCCUUGGCAACGACCCUAGAAACCAUGAUGCCCCUAGCAACGGCCUCGGCAACGACCCCAGAAACCACUUCUCCCUUAGCAACGGCCUCGGCAACGACCCUAGAAACCACGAUGCCCUUAGCAACGGCCUUGGCAAUGACCCUAGCGCCCGUGAUGCUCGUAACAACCGCCCCGCCGCCCCCCGCCCCCGCCGCAGCCCCUCCCCGCCCUCCCCCCGCCCUUGCAAAGAAACCUUCAACGUCUUUUACCACGAAUCCGACGCCGACACCGCCACGGCGCUGACGCCGCCCUGGAUGGAAAACCCUUACAUCAAAGUGGACACCGUAGCGGCCGAACACCUCACGCGUCGCUCGGCAACAACCGGCGGCGGUCGCCCGGCGGGACGGAUCAACCGUAAAACGUUACGGUUGGGUCCUUUGAGCCGCGCCGGUUUUUAUUUGGCUUUCCAAGAUUUAGGCGCCUGCAUGGCGCUGUUAUCCGUCCGACUGUACUUCCACCGUUGUCCCGAGGUGACGACGCGCCUGGCGCGUUUUCCCGCCACCGUCCCGCGGGAAUUGGUUGCGGCGGUGACCGGGCGGUGCCUGGACGGUGCCGUACCCGUGGGUGCCGGGGCGCCCGUCAUGUAUUGCCGGGAGGACGGGCGAUGGGCCGAACCCCCCGCCCAGGGCUGCGUCUGCGGCCCCGGUAGGGAGCCCGACGGGGGGCUGGGGUGUCGCGCCCCCCCCUCGGCCCCCCGCAGCGUCGUGGCUCGUUUGAACGGUUCCGGGGUGCGUUUGGAGUGGAGCACCCCCCGAGACGGGGGGGGUCGCCCCGAUCUGACCUACGCCGUGGGGUGCAGGGCUUGUCCCGAGCGAGCGCCCUGCGUUCCCUGCGCCCGCCUCGUUUUCUCGCCCGGGAACGCGGGGUUACGAGGUCACGGCGUCACCGUCACCGGUCUCCGGCCUUACGUCACCUACACCUUCACCGUCACCGCCCGAAACGGCGUCUCCCACCUCAGCCCCCACCCGCCCCCCGGCGAGGAGGUCAACGUCACCACCACCAAGGACGUGCCGCUCCCGGUGUACGACGUGGUCCGGAUUGGGGGGUCCCCCACGGGGGUGACACUAUCGUGGCCGACCCCCCCUCCAGCCCCCCCCGGGGGCCACGUCCUCGACUACGAGGUCAAGUACUAUGAGAAGGUGGGGGGGGGCGAGGGGCCCCCCAUGUUCCUGAAGGUGCCGGCGCCGCGGGCGGAGCUGGGGGGGCUGCGCCGGGGGGGGCUCUAUGGGGUGAGGGUCCGCGCCCGCUCCGAAGCCGGUUAUGGGGACUUCGGCCCUGAGACCGCCGUCACCACCCAGGGUGCUGAGGGGUCCCGGGGGGAGCACGGGGGGCUCGUGGCGGGGGCUGCGGCCCUGGGGGGGCUCCUGGUGCUGGCGCUGCUGGCGGGGACCCUGCUCUGCUUCAGGCGCCACAGCCACCGGCACAGGGAGGACGCAGAUCGACACGGCCACCACCCCACGGGGCACGGCGGGAAGCUGUACAUCGACCCCCUGACGUACGAGGACCCCGGGGUGGCCCUGAGGGACUUCGCCCAGGAGAUCGACGUCGCCUGCGUCAAGAUCGAGGAGGUCAUCGGGGCAGGGGAGUUCGGGGAGGUGUGCCGGGGCCGGCUGGCGCUGCCGGGGCGCCCCGAGUCUCCGGUGGCGGUGAAGACGCUGAAGGGGGGCGCGGGGGAGCGGCAGCGGCGCGAUUUCCUGGGGGAGGCCGCCCGCAUGGGGCAGUUCGCGCACCCCAACGUGGUGCGGCUGCGGGGGGUGGUGACGGCCAGCGCCCCCGCCAUGAUCCUCACCGAGUUCAUGGAGAACGGAGCCCUCGACGCCUUCCUGCGGGGCCGCGUGGGGACGCUGGGGCCGCUGCAGCUGGUGGCCAUGCUGCGGGGCAUCGCGGCCGGGAUGCGGUACCUGGCCGAGACCGGCUUCGUGCACCGCGACCUGGCUGCCCGCAACAUCCUGGUGGACGCCCAGCUGGUCUGCAAGGUGUCCGACUUCGGGCUGUCCCGCGCCCUGGAGGAGGAGAGCUCGGCCGACCCCACCUACACCAGCUCCCUGGGCGGGAAGAUCCCGAUCCGUUGGACGGCGCCGGAGGCCAUCGCCUUCCGUAAGUUCACCUCGGCCAGCGACGCCUGGAGCUACGGCAUCGUCAUGUGGGAGGUGAUGUCCUUCGGCGAGCGACCCUACUGGGACAUGUCCAACCAGGACGUGAUCAACGCCAUCGAGCAGGACUACCGGCUGCCGCCGCCGCCGCGCUGCCCCACGGCGCUGCACCGCCUGAUGCUGGACUGUUGGCAGCGGGACCGCAACGCCCGGCCGCGCUUCCCCGACAUCGUCAGCGCCCUCGAUCGCCUCAUCCGACACCCCGCCACCCUCCGCGUCACCGCCCCCGACACCCACCGGCCAUCGCCACCCCGGCUGGCGCAGCGCAGCCCCCCCGGCCCCCCCGGCCCCCCCUUCGCCUCGGUGGGCGAGUGGCUCCGCACCCUCCAGCUGGGCCGAUACGAGGAGACCUUCAGCAGCGCCGGCGUCACCAGCCUGGAGCUGCUGCCGCGGCUGCGCAGCGAGGACCUGCUGCGUAUGGGGGUGACGUUGGCCGGGCAUCAGCAGCGGAUCCUCGACAGCGCCCAGAGCCUGCAGAGCCCCCCCAAAGGGGACCCCCACUUCUGAGCCCCGCCCACGCCGCAGCCCCGCCCACGCCAAGAUGGCCGCCGGGGCGCCACGGACCCGUUGCGAGGGGCUCGGCCCUGGUUGAGUCACCAAGAUGGCCGCCGCGCCAAGAUGGCCACCACAAGAUGGCCGCCACG